GGUAGUAGUGGUAUAAAAUAAUAAAUAACCUCUAAAUAAAAUAUUUCUAAAAUGUAUGUAAUGGUUAUGAAAUACUGAGAUGUUGUAUUAAAACUUCCGUUCUAUUCUGGAUAGUAAAAAGCUGCUAUAAUGGAGAAAGUUAUAAAACUUAGUAAAACAAUACGUAACAAUUGGAAAAAAUCAGUAGUUGGUGUAAUUGCUCUGUCUUACGGAGUUAUUAAAGCGAAAGAAAAAUAUGAAAUUAAUAUUUUGAUGCAUGCAGCUUGUAAAGAGGCUGCUAAAUAUGGAGACUCUCUCAUACCCAUGGAUAGAAAUCCUACUUUAGUCACUGUCAUUCUAAACCCAGUAGCAAACAAAAGAAAGGCCAAGAAAGACUUUGAGAAGUACUGUGAGCCUCUUCUUCAUUUAGCUGGUUUACAAGUUGAUGUUGUUCAGACAGCUUCAGAAGGAAAUGCUAAGGAAAUAGCUGAAAAUCUGCGUGGUACUGAAGCUAUUAUAGUUGCCGGUGGAGAUGGAACCUUGUCGGAAACAGUAACAGGUCUUUUACGAAGAAAUGAUGGUGCAAAUCAGUUUCCAGUUGGAAUUCUGCCACUCGGUCGCACAAAUACAUUUGGAAACUCAAUGUUUCCGGAUGGAAAGGGAGUUGACAAAGUCAAGCAGCUCAUUGAGGCUUGCAUGGCUAUCAUUGAAGGCAAUACUGUUUGGAAAGAUGCAAUGAAAAUUGAACCUGUCCCUAAAGAAGAUGAGGAGCCAAACAGACCAAUUUAUGCUUUAUCUUGUUUAGAAUGGGGAGUUUUUAGAGAUGUAUUAUCUAAAAGAGAUAAGUACUGGUUCUGUGGAUCAUUAAGAGAAUAUGCAUCAUUCCUAUUCAAUGGAUAUAAACAAUCUCUGACAUGGAACUGCAGUGGUAUAAUCAAAUACUCACCACCAUGUGCUGGUUGCAGUAACUGUGUACAAAGGAAACAAGAAGUAAAAAGGAAAUGGUUGUUUUUCAUGCCAAGGACAGAAACAGUACAAGAAUAUGAUCAAUCAAAAGUUUUGAACCCUGAAUGUUCAACAUCACAGGAGUUAUGCAUUAAAACAUGUGAAUUCAAAAUAGAAACAAAUAACAUACGAAAUCAGUUCUAUCAACCAUCAUUAAAUAUUAUGCUUGGCAAAAAUGGAUAUUCAUACACAGAGUUUGUGUCAGAAGGUUGGAAUCGCUUAAAGAGGAAGUCAAACAAAUUGGACGUAAUUCCAGCAAGAACUGUCGAGCUGAUUCCUAACGAAACUACAAAUGAAGUCCUGAUUGAGAUAGACAAUGAAGAAUUUGAAUUGAAACCCAUAAAAGUUACAUUAUUACCGAGAACUGUUAAGUUUUUCUGCAAAUCUGAAUUAAAUACUGAUUAGUUU
Diatraea saccharalis (sugarcane borer) is the source of this 1392-nucleotide messenger RNA. The record is from the annotation of a GenBank genome assembly. Lineage: Eukaryota; Metazoa; Arthropoda; Insecta; Lepidoptera; Crambidae.